AUGGACAGCCCGUGCCAGCCCCAGGCCCUGAGUCAGGCUCUCCCUUCGUUGCCAGGUUCUGUGUCAGAGCCUUUGGAGCCUGGCCGGUCCAGGAUGGGGGUGGAGAGCUACCUGCCAUGUCCCCUGCUACCCUCCUACCACCGUCCAGGGGCAUCUCCUGAGGCCUCAGCAGGGAGUGGGAUCCCCAGAGCCACAGCCACUUCCACCUCAGCCAGCCCCCUGCUGGAGGGCUUUGGUGGGCAGGGUGGUGGCGAGCUGCAGCCUCUGCAGAGUGAGGGUGCCGCCGCACUGGUCACCAAGGGCUGCCAGCGACUGGCAGCUCAGGGCGCCCGGCCGGAGGCCCCCAAGCGGAAAUGGGCAGAGGAUGGUGGGGAUGCCCCCGCACCCCGCAAGCGGCCCUGGGCCAGGCAGGAGAACCAGGAGGCGGAGGGGGAGGGUGGCCUGGGCUGCAGCAGUGGCAAUAGCCAUGGCCGUGGUGAGGCCAGUGCCCGCUUGAGGGCGGAGGAGCUUCCUGCUGCACCUGAGCGCCUGGCUCUGGACUACAUCGUGCCCUGCAUGCGGUACUAUGGCAUCUGUGUCAAGGACAGCUUCCUGGGGGCGGCACUGGGUGGCCGCGUGCUGGCCGAGGUGGAGGCCCUGAAGCGGGGCGGGCGCCUGCGUGACGGGCAGCUCGUGAGCCAGCGGGCCAUCCCACCACGCAGCAUCCGUGGGGACCAGAUCGCCUGGGUGGAAGGCCACGAGCCCGGCUGCCGAAGCAUUGGGGCCCUCAUGGCCCGUGUGGACACUGUGAUCCGGCACUGCACUGGGCGGCUGGGCAACUACGUCAUCAAUGGGCGCACCAAGGCCAUGGUGGCGUGUUACCCAGGCAAUGGGCUGGGGUACGUGAGGCACGUUGACAAUCCCCACGGUGAUGGGCGCUGCAUCACAUGUAUCUAUUACCUGAAUCAGAACUGGGACAUCAAGGUGCACGGCGGCCUGCUGCAGAUCUUCCCUGAGGGCCGGCCUGUGGUAGCCAACAUUGAGCCACUCUUUGACCGGCUGCUCAUUUUCUGGUCUGACCGGCGGAACCCCCAUGAGGUGAAACCAGCCUAUGCCACCAGGUACGCCAUCACUGUCUGGUAUUUUGAUGCCAAGGAGCGAGCUGCCGCCAAAGACAAGUAUCAGCUAGCAUCGGGACAGAAAGGUGUUCAAGUACCUGUAUCUCAGCCAACUACGCCCACCUAG
Pipistrellus nathusii (Nathusius's pipistrelle) is the source of this 1224-nucleotide messenger RNA. NCBI's taxonomy places the organism in Eukaryota, Metazoa, Chordata, Mammalia, Chiroptera, Vespertilionidae. The record is from the annotation of a GenBank genome assembly.